This is a messenger RNA of Ilyonectria robusta, 1692 nucleotides long. RefSeq lists its product as uncharacterized. The record is from RefSeq and is a predicted model, not a curated record. Lineage: Eukaryota; Fungi; Ascomycota; Sordariomycetes; Hypocreales; Nectriaceae. Bases 56 to 1576 code for a protein of 506 amino acids. The transcript has a single exon.
CGCAACAUAACACUUGACAUCUGUUCUUUCUCAACCCUCAUUGAUUUUUCUCAUCAUGGCUUCUUCUGACUCGGAACUGAAAGGCCAGACUCUUCCUGUUCGUGCCAAGGCGGCCGCCGAACAAACGCCGCCGCUGCUUUAUUAUGGCUAUGACGAGUCCCAAAAGCUGUACUCGUACGAGUCGCUGCCGUCUCGAGAGGAGCACAUUUUGAAUGAACUGAAAGGGUGCUCCGAACCGCUAAGAUAUUACAUGAGGAUGAGGAUGCCCCUUAAGCUAAGCCCAGGAGAGAAACCUCUGCCCUGUCGCGAGACGCCAGGCGAGUUCGAAGACAUCAACGCAUAUUUUUCCUCCCAGAUUCACGCCCUUUUUAACGCCCUCAAAGCCCAUCAGGAUUCAAGCGCCGAAGCCGACAGACAGCCACUGCAGCAAGAUGGUUCCUAUCUCGAAAUUGAAAUUGAGCGUCAAUCCUACGACAUCUUUCCCGUGUGCCUGCAUCGCGAUUUUCACUCGCGUCGUCUCCAUCUCAGCGAUGCAGCCACGCUACCUUCACUGCCGUACUUCACCAAGUUGAGGUUCAACAGCACCGGCAGUAGCGGGAUUGAACACGUUCGUCCAGUUUCACCGCGAACGAUAGUAGAGUGCAUAAUACGACUCCCAGAUCUGCAAGAGGUCGAUUGGCCCGGCCUCGGUGAGCGGACACUGAUCGCCUACGAGUCGCCUUUUCUGCGCAUCUACACGCGUGAUUGGGAGGGUCUGUGGCGUGACUCGCGCCACGAAUUUGGCCGGGCAGUAGACGAACUCCGUGAGCAGAUCCCCGUGUCGUUGAGAAAGGUCAGGUUCUGGUUUUGGGAGCGCCGUUACAGCUUCAGUGAUGACCAAGCCGUUCCGAUGCCGGAUCUUGUGCACCCCGCCGACGAGGAUCCCGUAUCAGCUGGGCUUAGCAUCAUGGCGCCGUACCUCGAGGAGCUUGAUCUACGCGCUUUUCUGACACCCGCCCUCUUCAAGGCCCAAUGGCUGCGCAUGCGUCGUCUUCGCGUUGAAUUUCAUCCCUGCCGACCUGACGGACGCUGGUACUUUGUCGGGCCGCGGGGCGAGAAUCCCAACCCAGACGGCUACAAGGUCACCGAUGAGCAUUACCCUCCCACGGGGCCGAACGAGGCGGAUAAGGAGUUCGACGAGGAUUGGGAGGAGAACUGGGUCAGGGAUGACCUCACGCCCGACAUGUUCCGUACGGAACCGCUGGCAGAGCAGAUCGAGCCACUUCUGUCGGCGUUUGCUGUGGCGUUGAAAAGCAUGCCCGCCCUCGAGGAGGCAGAGCUAUUCACGCAUGUGUCCUGGAACCCGUCGACAGAAAGAUUGGACGAGUACGGAGAUGAGGCGCCCUACGAUGCCGAAUAUGGUGGUCGUAGAUGGGGAUUGAGGUACGUUCCCGGGAAAGACGGUGUUGAGGGGAUAUUGGAAUGGCAGGUCGGAUCGUGGAGACCGCACGAGGGCGUUAUGGAGUUGUUUGAAGAUCUAGGUGGGCAUGGUGAACUUAAGAUGGUUUGGAAGGAGUUUAACGGACUGGAACCUUAGGCAUUUUCUCUGUUUCUAACUGGGCUUCUUUUUUUAAUAAUCGGAAUCAGCGGGUUAAGACUGAGGAGUGCAUUUAACACACAGACUUGCCAACAUUUAUUCAGCCAUUAUCGAAG